CGGGGGAAAUUUCCAGGGCUAUUCACACCCUUCUAUCCCCUUUUCUUCGCGCUACUGGAACUAGUAGCGUCCAGGCCGCUCUGGGGCUCUCGAGGGAGGCCAGCUGAAUUGUGGUCGAAAAUUUUUUCUCGGCUCCCACGCGCCUACGAACUCAGAGCGAUGUCCCAUCGCCGAAUACUUAGGCACUGCGGAAAAUUAAGGGCUUCUCUUUGGCAGUGCAGUGUUGUCCGAUUGUGCAGCCAUAGUCCGCCAUAGCCAGUAGUAAGCGCGGUAGGUUUUCGUGCAGCUCGCAGCCAUGGCGCUCUCUCAAAAGGAAGCGGAUAUCCAGAUGAUGCUAGCGGCGGAUGUCCAUCUUGGCACAAAAAAUUGCGAUUUCCAGAUGGAGCGAUACGUGUGGAGGCGGCGAAAUGACGGGAUCUAUAUUAUCAAUUUGGGAAAGACGUGGGAGAAGCUUCAGAUGGCUGCGCGCGUCAUCGUCGCUAUUGAGAACCCACAGGACAUCUGUGUGCAGUCUGCACGUCCUUAUGGCCAACGCGCGGUGCUGAAGUUCGCGCAGUACACUGGUGCUCAAGCAUUGGCGGGAAGACACACUCCUGGAACCUUCACCAAUCAGAUUCAGGUCAACUUUAUGGAGCCCAGGCUGUUGAUUCUGACAGAUCCGCGCACAGAUCAGCAGCCUAUCAAGGAGUCGUCUCUGGGCAACAUUCCGACGAUCGCUUUCUGCGACUCUGAUUCUCCGAUGCGGUUCGUCGACAUCGCCAUCCCUGCGAACAACAAGGGAAAGCACUCGAUUGGAUGUCUGUACUGGCUUCUGGCAAGGAUGGUGUUGCAAAUGCGAGGCACUGUGACGGUCGAGCGGCCAUGGGAUGUUAUGGUCGAUCUCUUUUUCUAUCGCGAGCCUGAGGAGGCGAAGGAGCCGGCCGAGGAGGAGGGCGCCCCAGCUGUUCCUGAUUUCGCUGCGCCGGAAUUCACGACGGCACCUUUGUUGCCUGCAGCGGUCGACCAGGCACAGUGGGAAGACCCUGCAGCAGCCGCUGCCGCUGCUGCAGCUGCUGGGGCUGUUGUGGCCGCUCCUGUCACGUGGGACCCGGCCACCGGUGGGGUGCCACCUGUCGCGCCUGAGUGGGCACCUGCUGCGGUGCCAGUUGCUACGACCGGCUGGGAUGCUGCUCCCGCACCUGUGGCUGGCGGCUGGGAACCAGUUGCCGUACCCCCUGUCGCUGCCACGGGAUGGGAUCCCGUCGCUGUUCCACCUGUUGCCCCUACCGGCUGGGAUGCGCCUCCUCCUGCCCAGUGAUAUUAGCGUUGUUGAGUGAAUACGUCGAGCGGCGAACUCGUUGUUGUAGCCUUGACAGAGUGAUUUCUGUGGUCGUCGCUUGCGUCUAGUUCUCUAAUUCUUCUUUCCUUAAUCGCCUCGGAUUGGACCGUGAAACAUCGGUUGACCAUUCGCCCUGCUGGUAUUAUCUCAUAGGUAUCCGUUAUGAUGUGUGUUGGAUGCGGCAAGUUGACGAGAGUUCAAUCCAAAACCAGUUUUGCUCGUGAAUUUGAUUUAGUUACCCUCGAAGAUUGGGUGGAUCGUCAUCUAUGCAUGUUUGUGUAGCCUGCUUAAAUGCAUUCACGUUUUUUCUCUGGAUUGUGUUUGUUUUUCUGUGUUGUGCGUAUGUCGGAGUGCGCAGAACAGAAAUGCAUUGAAACAGAGAAGCGCUGAUGAUUUUGAACAAUUUUAGGGUGUUGUAGCACGCGUGUUCUACCUGCGAAUUUGUGUUUGUGUGUUGCCAUCUUCGCUAUACACGACUCUCCAAGCAAAAGCCUGAAUGUGACAGACCGUUCCGGUCGACCUUUUGUGUUUGUAUCUGUGUUUGUGUGGUUGUGCUUGUGUGUGGUGUGUGUGUGUGUGUGUGUGCAUGAUGAUGCAUAAUCGGUAUCCCUUAGACGAUAAAGUACUCGAUUUGUCCUAACGAAGGGACUCGCUUUGCGAUCGAUGUCCGCAGAAAAAAAAGGCGUCCUAUUGUUGCCAAGGGGUGGCAUGCUUGGGCAAUAUGAGAACAAGCCUAUGAAGCAGGGGGGUUGUUGUGGACUCUACUAGCCCUGUUCAUUGGCUCAUUCAUGCUGGGCUCGAGGAUGACGCACAUGGUGUAGGAGGUUCCGUGUGACCGGCGGAUGAUGGGUUUGUAGUCUUGGUGCGUACGUCCUUUGCAAUUGGGACUUGCCCAUUGUGUCGUCUGCCCUGAAUGUAUCUUGCGACGAAACGAGAAUCAAACAAGUGUAUCUGGCAACAAAAGGUGUGCAAGUUGGACCUUGCCUCAGAUGUUUGUGAAAUCGAAAUCCACGUCGGAUAUUUCAAAUCGGAACGCCAAGCGAUAUCAUAUACUAGAUAAAUUUUGAGUGGGACCUCGUUUUCCUCCUUUGCUGUGAAGGAGAAGGAUGGGGGAGGUGGCAAGCCAAAUUGCACACGUCAUUGAGAACGACGAAAUGAAAACUUCUGCUUCGGUAGUCGCCUAUGUUAAAACGUUUGAGCAAAUCUCUACUAAAAACGGUAGUUAAACAAACAUUGGAGUGAAUGUUUGCGGUCAAUCCAUCCGGUCGUCAACCCGUGUCUACGAUGCCGAUUAACGGGGUUGCAGCCGACAUAUUGUAUUCGAUGCAGAAGAAUAAUGUCUUCAUCGAAUAAUGUCUGCUUCGGUAGUCUUCGGUGCUAUUUUUCAACCUAUCGAGUAGAUGAACGAGCGUCGAGGUCAUAGCCUAAAUAGAAAAUUAAAAUUAUGGAGGGAAAAAAGAGAACAAGAUGCGAAGAUCUGGAAUUUAUUCACAGUGAUGAUUGGGUCAAUUUCGAUCAUCGCCUGCAGUAUACACAAAGAGAGCGAGGAGAUACGUGGCUUUCCGAUGAACCCCGUCAUUGCUCCAACUCGUCGCAAGCUCUCCUGAAAGGUCUAUUUGUUGCGCGCUCCUUCCGAAUUCCUGCUUACGCCUCUCCCUCUACUCCCCUCGCUCUCUCUCUCCACCCUCCAAGCACGUCGUUGCAGCUUCUACUCAUGAAACGUUCCCUAAUGUAGCAUCAGCUGCCUUUGCCUGACAUUCGUUUAAUGAGCUUCAACUACCUCUGCCUGACGUUGGAAAUAGAUCCAAGGGAGAGAGAGAGAGAGAGGUGCGCAGAUGGGCAUGGAUUUCUCCUGGUUGAGCUUGGUUUUCUUCUCCGGUCCACAGUCAUAAUGCCCCACACUGAUC
Molecule: messenger RNA, 3225 nt
Organism: Chara braunii
Lineage: Eukaryota; Viridiplantae; Streptophyta; Charophyceae; Charales; Characeae
Source: the annotation of a GenBank genome assembly